Messenger RNA from Lactuca saligna, 998 nucleotides. The record is from the annotation of a GenBank genome assembly. NCBI's taxonomy places the organism in Eukaryota, Viridiplantae, Streptophyta, Magnoliopsida, Asterales, Asteraceae.
AUGUUAAAAAACAAACAGCUACUUCCCUUAGCUUAUCGUUUUAACCAACGCCCUUCUCAUCGACUGCUAGGGCUCAAAGAAUCAGCGCUUACCAGAUACAACACUUCCUCUGGUGUGACUCGAGAAUCUCGAAUUAACCCUGCCCUUUGCAACUUCGAACCCAGUAACGCAAUUUGUGAUUGCUCGCUUAAAGCUAUCGAUUACGAAGUUAAUUCUGAGUGCAAGACGAUGCAGACACUUGGCGAUCAUAAGUUGCCCCACUUCUUUAAUUAUCCGCCCUACUUUACGUUGCAGCCUGUGAGAGAAACAAGAGAGAAGCAAAUACAACUAUGGAAGGAACUUAUUCUUGAUUAUUGUCGAACACAAAAGAUAUUUAUAAUUGGAUUGGAAGAAGACUUUCCCCUGUUCUCCAACCCUGCAAUUGAAAGGUCUCUGAAUCAUGAAGCAAGAGAAGCUUUCCUGUCAGCCAUAGUCUUGGAUGGACGUGCAGAAUGGAUGGACAAGAGUCAUAGGCAAUGUCUUAUCUUGUGGCAUCGUAUAAAAGAUUGGGCUGACCUCAUCAUACGCUUUGUUAAGGAGAAUGGAUUAGAGGAUAGUGUAAUGACAAUUGAGGAAAUACGUUCAGGGAUCGAGUCACGUGGAACAGAUAUCCAUGGAAUGGACCGAACUGUUCUAGUGAGGGCACUUAAACUUCUGGAAAACAAAGGAAAACUUGCAAUCUUCAAGGGAACUUCAACAGAUGAUGAGGGCGUAAAAUUUUCUGUUUGAUUUGUACUUCAAUCAUUACAUUUCUUUUUGCAACACUUAUUAUAUGCUGGAUUGGAUCAUCUUUGUGGUGGAAAAAAGAUGACACAGUUAUUGUAUUUUGUUUUUUAUAUCGAGGCAAAUUGUAGGAAACAGCUGACAUGUUUUACUUUUUUUUACCAAUGUAGGCAAUGUAUUUGUUUUUUUACCCUUAAUAGCAAUAUACUUAACAUUUAUUUACACAUAAUCAUAAC